AUGAAUAUACCCGCAACGAUGCUUGAUAUACUUAAAUCUUGUUUGCCUAGUAUCACCAUUGUUUUCGGACUUGAAGAAGGCGGUGAGAAUAAAACAGAGCUCAAAACGGGUGCACUCUGUUGUGUUGUGGCCUCAAGGCCACUGGUAACAUCAAAAUCACCACCCCACAGAGGAAGGGAUGUUCCUUCAUCGGGUCAGGAUUAUGCCCUGCAAUGGCGGACAAAUCUCAGCUACUCGCCUGCUGGAUAUACUAGAGAUGGAUUGCAACAGGAUAUGAGCGACGAGAGUCACGGCUUUGCAUUCUACUCGAGCAGAAGUAGACAAAGUACAAGUCUGGAAUCCUGUUUUCAGCAAUCACCAAGAUGGGCUUCAAACUCGUCAGCUUCUGGUGGCAAUGAACACAAAACCUGCCGUGUUGAAAGUGUACCGAGAUCGAACAGCUCAAAGCCUCAAUGGUUGAAUGAGGAGAGAGGUUUUGACCAAGCAUGUACAGCUAUCUCGCCGAGUUUUAGGUCUUUGCUGUCUCACCCACCGUCAUCUGCCACAUGGGAGAGUCCAGGCAAGCAGCCUUUAAGACUUACUCCUUGCUCUUACCCUCGACUCUUCUGCAACCCAGUUUCAGACUGUGAGAAUCCUGAACCUGACCAUUCGCAAGAAGACUCAUCCACAAAUCCUGAAUCCAGCUCUAUGAUGCCUACAAGAAACCAUCAGAACUCGCCAGAAGAGGAAGCAUCACCAAACCCGAGUAACAACAGCACAAGUAGCAAUGGCAUGGUGCUAGAUGUGGAAAGGUCCAAUGAAGCAGAAGUAGAAACCCAGAGAUCUCCACCAGGUUCAGUGAUAAACCAGAGAUGCGGGGUUUGCAAAAAGCUCUUAUCUCAGAAAUCGCCUUGGUGCUCUUAUAAGAUAUUGAGAUGUGGAGACAUGCCAGCCGCUGGUGUUUUCCCUUGCCAUCACGUCUUCCAUGUUGAGUGUUUAGACAAAGUGACCCCAACUGCUGAAACCCGAGAACCGCCUUGUCCUGUUUGCUCAAACGCCAUUGGAGCAAUGGAGCAGCCGCUGCUAGUGCCUGAAACAUUGGAACUGGCACUGAGAUCCCUCAGAAGAAGCCGCACAGCUCUGGGAUCAGAAAUACUUAAUAGUUCUUGCAAUGACAAUGAAAGAAGACAGAUUAGGAGACGAAGCCAUAAAUGGGAAACACUAAGCUGCUGCUUGAAUAUAAGCUUCUCAUCUUCUUCCCGGAAUUAA
Messenger RNA from Thlaspi arvense, 1248 nucleotides. NCBI's taxonomy places the organism in Eukaryota, Viridiplantae, Streptophyta, Magnoliopsida, Brassicales, Brassicaceae. The record is from the annotation of a GenBank genome assembly.